Desarmillaria tabescens is the source of this 312-nucleotide messenger RNA. RefSeq lists its product as uncharacterized. Bases 1 to 312 code for a protein of 103 amino acids. The transcript is spliced from 3 exons. NCBI's taxonomy places the organism in Eukaryota, Fungi, Basidiomycota, Agaricomycetes, Agaricales, Physalacriaceae. The record is from RefSeq and is a predicted model, not a curated record.
AUGGAAGAGGAAGUGACACGUUUAGAAGAAAUGGGCCAUGAAUAUGUGGGGACGUCGGGACGCAGUACUGGCAGACUAUGCACUGGAUCAAUUCAUCAAGCACGUCCAAUAGAGAAAACGGUUCUCCUUCCCCAAGCACCUGGCAUUCCGUACGCCCUAGUCGAUUUUCCACCGUGUAGAGCUAGAGAGAAAGAGGUUGCCAUGCGUAUUCAGGUCGCUGAGUCGCUCACUGCGUGCGUGACUGGGCUGCUGACAAAGCCAAUGUUGCAUGUUAAAGCCAAUGUUGCAGUCAUCGUCAUCAUAUUCUGGUAG